CGUUUUCGAGAAAUUCGACGCAAGAUAAAAUCUUGUCCAUAAAGGACCGCCUCUCACAGGUUUAUAAAACUCUUUCAACCAUGCCGCCACUCGCUAAAAGCAAAACAUAUGAUUAUCUCGUUAUUGGCGGAGGUAGUGGAGGUUUAGCCUCCGCUAGACGCGCGAGUUCCUAUGGCCUUAAAGUGGGGCUCAUAGAGUCAAGUGGUCGUUUGGGUGGCACUUGCGUAAACGUUGGCUGUGUUCCAAAAAAGGUUAUGUUCAACACUGCGUCCAUUGCUGAAGCUUUGCAUGAUGCGCAAGCAUAUGGCUUUGAUUUACCCCGAAUUCCAGAUUUUAAUUGGAAUCUCCUCAAACAAAAACGUGAUGGGUAUAUUAAACGUCUUAAUGGAAUUUAUUCUAAUAACCUUAACAAAGAUAAUGUCGAGUAUAUCGCAGGAAAAGCCAGCUUUUUAGAAAAAAAUGUAUUAAGAGUAGAACAUAAUGGUCAAACUGAAGAUCUCAAAGCCACGAAAAUCUUGAUCGCUACCGGUGGUUAUCCUUUCAAACCAACUGAGAUUCCCGGUGCCGAAUUAGGUAUCACCAGCGAUGACUUUUUUGAUAUUGAAACACAACCCAAAAGAGUUUUGGUUGUGGGCACAGGCUAUAUUGGAAUAGAGUUGGCUGGGAUAUUCAAUUCCUUAGGUACUAACACUACGAUAAUUAGUCGUAGCGGGGAAAUAUUGCGCACAUUUGAUCCAAUAAUUAAAGAUACUCUUUUUGAGCAAAUGAAAAAGGAGGGUAUACGAAUCCUAACACAUGCUGGAGUCAAGUCAUUAUCACGUACGUCUGACAAUGGACCAAUUAAAAUUAAAUUUACAUCAAAAGAAACUGGUGACACGGAAGAAGAGUUCGAUACUCUUUUGUGGGCAAUUGGUAGAAAACCAAGUGUCGAAAGUUUAAACUUGGAAUUGGUUGGUGUCAAGUUAAAUGAAAAAGGUUACAUCAUUAGUGAUGAGUACCAAAAUACUACAGUAGACAAUGUAUUUGCAUUGGGUGAUGUUUGUGGCGUGGCUCAGUUAACACCUGUUGCUAUUGCUGCUGGACGACGUUUAUCCGAUCGUCUUUUUGGUCCGUUAAAAUUCAAAACUAGUAAACUCGAUUAUGAUAACAUCCCUACUGUCGUUUUUCAUGGAACUUGUGGUGCGGUCGGUUUGACCGAACCAGAGGCGGUAAAAAAGUAUGGCGAGACAAACGUCAAAACUUAUACAUCUAAAUUUGUAAAUAUGUAUCACGCUAUGACAGAUCACACUUAUCGUAUUAAAGAACCCGUGACGGCAUAUAAGCUCAUAGUAGUAGGAGAAGAAGAAAAAGUAGUUGGCGUUCAUAUUACAGGGAGGGACUCCGCAGAAAUUUUACAAGGAUUUGCUGUUGCUGUCAAGAUGGGCGCUACAAAACAAGACUUUGACAAUACUGUUGCUAUACAUCCCACUGCUGCAGAAGAAUUGGUAACUCUGAGGUGA
This is a messenger RNA of Acaulospora morrowiae, 1499 nucleotides long. Lineage: Eukaryota; Fungi; Glomeromycota; Glomeromycetes; Diversisporales; Acaulosporaceae. The record is from the annotation of a GenBank genome assembly.